Molecule: messenger RNA, 1176 nt
Organism: Nematolebias whitei (Rio pearlfish)
Lineage: Eukaryota; Metazoa; Chordata; Actinopteri; Cyprinodontiformes; Rivulidae
Exons: 2
Coding region: 108-665 (185 amino acids)
Source: RefSeq, a predicted model, not a curated record
AUCCACAACCGGUUUUUAUUGUUUUCGCGAGUUUACGCGCAUUCCAGGCAUCUACGGUGAAGUAGCUCUCUUGGAAGUAGCAUAUAGGCCGUAAAGAUUAGACUUUGAUGGCCAAGAGACGCGCUGAGAACACGCUGCUGCUCGACUCUCCAGGUAAAAGGAAGUCCUGCCGACCACUGUGCAGCGUCGACAUGCAGCUGGAGAGCAGCGUGGCUCGGAGCGGGGCUGUGAGUCCGCCGUCCCUGCUAGCUCUGCUGGGGAGUCGCUGCAGAAAAAGACCGCACUAUUUCGAAAACGAAGAGAAACCAGUAGACACGGCACUUUACAGUUCACCCUGCGUGUCGAAGAAGCUGGCAGCAGCGGAUGUUUCGACGGAGCGGGUUUCUGGAAGCUUCCAGGACCGUCGCAGCAGCUCCUGCACAGUCACAAGCAAGAAGAAACGAGCCCGAGUGGACAGCCUUGGUUCCGAAACUGUUCUAUCUGCAGCUAGUGAUAAAACAGUGGAAGACGUCCCCAUUGAAGACAGCGUUUAUAACUCAUUCCAGUAUUGGAGGGUCCCCUUACCUGCGCUAGACCUCUCACUGCUGGAAGAUCCCAGGGAUGAUUCACAAACGAAACAUAAUUCAAAAGUCAGUGACUCUUCCUCUGACACUAUGGAGACCUGAAGACGAUGGGCACAACAAGUCAGAUAUUUGCAGCCUUUUAAUCAGGCGAACGUGUCAAGGAAAGAGUGACGAAGCAGAUCGACACUUCAGGACACAUCCAAGUGUGAAGGAGCAUCUGAAUGUUGGAAAAUUUAGGGAGGCCCAGGCUGGUGGUGUAUGAUGUCAGUGACUUUAAUCUACAUGUGUGCUGACGCUAGUAAACGUCUGCAGAGGCAUUCCUUCUGAUGAAACCAGUGAUUUUAAAGCAACUGCUGUUUGUAUAUAUUGUGAAAGUUUUCAACAGAAUAGUAGUUUUGAUUUUAGUUAUAGAAUAGUUGCUUAUAUGCAACCCUUUUUAAGAGUUGCUGAGAGAACAUUUUAUGUGUACAAGUGGUGUUUGCUGGAUUUGCAUUGGUAUUUUCAUUUGAAAUAAACACGUUUUAGGUACUGAUUUAGUUUAAUUAUUCUGUGUUUGUGUGUUUUCUUGUGUCAUUGAGGGGUAGAUGAUGCCUCAUGAUGAAUAGUGUGGCAC